AAAAUAUUGAAAAUUUUUCAUCGAUGAAACCUGUAAUUUGUGAAACGUGAACAAAUUCACCCUUUCUAACAAUAUCUGUUAGGCUCGCUGAUGUCUGUUAGCGUUGACUGAAGACUCAGUGAUAUUAUAGGUUGUAAUUCAGUUCAUUCAAUUAUUCAAAAUUCUACCAAAACUUUCAACAGCUCCAUGUCUUUGAACACAUUAUUAAAUUUUUUUUCAGAGCUACUGAAUCAUACGCGUCGAAACUAAAAUUAUCUACAGCUUUUUUAUGGAAAUAUUUACAUAGAUGUAUAAAAGAAAUAUGUUAUUGCUAGAGUAUUGCGGAAAUGAUCCCUAGAAUGAUCUCUGUUGGGUCGAAGCAUCAAACUUGACCGCCAAACGGGUCAGCACACACAAGCAGACAAUAGUUUCGGGUUCGGUAGAUGGGGUCGUCGGAUUGGCGCAGUAUUGGAAAUAUGUUGAGUCGUAAUAAGUUUGAAGCGAUCGGAGACGCGAGCAAUGAAAAAGCAUGACUAAUUCAAACACCUGACUAAUAAAUGAAAGAAAAUUGCCCGCAAGACAACGGGUCAUGGGGAACUGCCUCGGCCGUUGUUUUGCCACUGUCACCGAUCCGUCGACGUACAGAUCAUAUCGCCGACAUUCGAGCAUGUGCUUUCAAGAGGACGAACGUACAGAGUUCUGUCAACAGAGCGAUCGGGACGAGCGUAUGAUGUCUUGUGAGAGACGGAAAAAUUUGUUAUCGUUUCUUUCAUUGAAACGUUUCAAGAAGAGGCGCGGUGUCCCGAUUUCUUUGGAACUUGCCGAGGACGGUGGGUGGCCCAUGGGCGGUAGCAAGUAUGUUAGGUUGAACUCCAGAAGUACCGCAUCAGUCAGUUCUGGCUUGGAUGUAUCACUUCAAACUUUGGAUGCUAGAAAUUUGAUGAAACACGGCUACGUGCCAACUCCUGCUUCAUCCUUAGACCUUGAAUGGGAGCAUGAAGGUUUGCCAAUAUCUCCACGAAGCGAUAUCAAUGCAGAGAAUACAGAUAACUCUCUUUCCUUUCCAUCUGUAAACAACAGUCAACCUUCUAGUCUGACUGCUUCACCUUGGUCCAGAGUAUCGACGCCAAAUAGCUUGGAAUGGGAUCCAGUGGAAGCAGAUAUGGUGUGUGUAGACGUAGAGACUGAGCAAUUGCUAACAGAGAUUGAGAGACUGACAGAUCGGGCACUAAAAGAGACUGGUGACUGGACUAGUAGUAGCUGAUAGAUUAUGGAAAAAUCAUAAAAAGAAACGACGAUACGCUUGGGUCAGUUUGUAAAUUGCACAUUACAUUAAAAGAGAAAUGAUAAUUGACGUAUACAUCCAUUUGAGUCUGCGAAUAAAAAACUUCAGGAAAAAGCAUAUGCCGCAAAUGGAAGAGUCAGUGAUUGCGGAAGUUGUGUCAUUGUCAUGUUGUUUAGUGGCUGAUAUGAUAUCACAGCCAACAUUUAGCUGGUACUAUAUUCAAAUAUGGCUUCAUGAAGCUGUUUUUGGAACUCAAUAAACAUGUUUUAAAUGUGCUUUUACACGGUUACGAGCUUAUGGCGCAUAACUUAUCCUGACAUUUUUUAUUCACAGACAAUAGCACAAAUUGAUGCAACUUCCAGCAUUCACAUGUGCAGAUAUCAUUGAUUAAUCCAUCAUAUGUUUCGUUACGCACUUUUUUGCUUUUUUAAUCACAAUCAAUUUGGAAAACAAUGUUGGCGUAGCAUUUGCUAUUACAAAAGCGAAAUUGUAAAAAAAUAUAAGUAGAAUAUGGACAUUGAAGAAACUGAUUUGAAUAUUAUAUGGGGUGUGGGGUAAAUGAGUUUUGAAUGAAAGUUGAUAUUCAUCUUUUUUGAAAGAAGAGAAAAUGAAGGAGAAAACCUUUAAAAUUAUUUAGAGCUGUUACGCGGAAGAGGGAACGCUUGGUAUUCUGAAGUAGGACAACCGAAUUAUCGUAGAAACGGGGAACUUAUAACAUAACUACAUAAAUACUAUGCGCUCGUUGCACUGCUUGAAUUUUAUAUUCUGUUGCACGUUUUCAUAAAAUUUAUUACGUUAAGCUGUAGUUUUAUAGAAAUUUAAAACUACAACAAAGUACGCGAUUGCGUUAUAAGAGAUAUAGCAUAUUUAUACAUAGAUAUAGAUAUGUACGAUACACACUGUAUUUACAGAUAUAUGACUAAUCGCAAUGUCAGUGAAUAAUGGUAAAAGUCUAUGCUGAUUUCGCGCAAAAACAUGAAAAUCGCGAUAAGAUGUUUUACACACUUCAUGCUCUGCCAUAUGAAGUAUGAGGAAAUUCAUGAGGCAAACUGUAAUCGCGUAUUUGAUAACCGUAUUAUACUGUAAUAGAUUCAAAUCAUUGACGCUUAUGCAAAUAACAAUACUAGUUACGUAUAAAUAUAUACAUAAAGAAAGUAAUGUGAAAUUUGAGCAACUAAAAGUAACGCGUUGAAAUAUCUGGACAGCUUCAAAUUGCCGGAAAAAUUUAUAAACCACGGUAAUAAAUUUGAUCUUCGUUUAAUUUAAACAAUGAAUUGACAUUUAGUUUUCCAACAAACAUUUCGAUUUCCAUACUCUAGGUUUUAAUUUGGAAUAAAUCCUGAAUUUCAAGAUAUUAGGUGUAUAUUGAUAAAUAAUAAUAACAUGUAUAAUAAUGAUGCGAAUAUUAUUCGACAAGUAAUAAGUAAGUAAGUCAUUAGAUAGACAAACAGUUAUUAAUUCAGGUCUGCCAUACCGAAAUAUGUUGUAAUCGUUGAUGUGAGAGGAAACAAUUAGUUUGUUGUAUAAAGUUGAAAGAAAAAAUUGCUAGUUAGCAGUAUACAAAAGAUAGAUCGAGAAAUAGAUGGGUGUAUUAGCAGUUCGUUUUAUAAAAAUUGCAGAUCGAAAGAAUUCAAGGCCACAGUAUGCACUUGAAUUGGUGUAAAUGGAUCCAUGGUCUUCGAAGAAGAUCAUACUGUGCUACAUUACGCAUAAAGUACAAUUCAAACUCACCACUAUUAAACUGCCAUUAAUGUCUAAAAUUGGACGGUCUUCACUAAAAUGCAGUCACUUUGGUUUCAUUUGUUUACUAUACGUAUUAGUUUUCAUUCUCGGUUAUUAAAACACUUAUACAGAGACCUUAGUGUGAGGUUGGGACCAAAUGUCACGGAGGUGAAACAAUAAUGUAAUGUAAUAUUCUCAAAGUAAGUUGAAUUAUUUAACUCGUAAAAGUACCAGCAAACAAUAUGAAAUCUUAUCGAUAAAAAAAGAAAAAGAAGUACGGACUAUUUUCAGAUUACGUUGAACAUGGUCAAAUGCAAAUAACUAUCAUGGAUACAGCUUGAUUUCUUCACAGUAAAAUAACUUAGUUUAAAGGCUUGUAUAUGGUAUAAAGUGAAAUUGGAUGAACGUGCCUAGGAAACGGUAUAGGUAGAGCGUUGUACAGGGAAGUGUUAUGUGUAUUCUGUGUAAAGAUAUAUCAAUAGUAUAUUAUUAUAGCGUUCAAACGAGUUUGAACAUUGUAUUGUACAUACUAACACACUAUACAAGGCGUGAGAGAAUCAUAUCAGAGGAUGCGAAAAAUGAGUGAAGAAAAUAAAAAUAUUACAGUUGUAAUAUGAGUAAAAAUGCUAACAAUUAGUGUAUUAAACUGUGAGUUUAUAUGCUUAAAUAAAUAAAUAACUAAUUUAUGAUA
Messenger RNA from Neodiprion virginianus, 3677 nucleotides. RefSeq lists its product as uncharacterized. The record is from RefSeq and is a predicted model, not a curated record. The transcript has 7 exons. NCBI's taxonomy places the organism in Eukaryota, Metazoa, Arthropoda, Insecta, Hymenoptera, Diprionidae. Bases 569 to 1243 code for a protein of 224 amino acids.